This is a messenger RNA of Scatophagus argus, 1884 nucleotides long. RefSeq names its product short stature homeobox 2 (gene shox2). Gene Ontology annotation, molecular function: sequence-specific double-stranded DNA binding; DNA-binding transcription factor activity, RNA polymerase II-specific. The record is from RefSeq and is a predicted model, not a curated record. Bases 334 to 1239 code for a protein of 301 amino acids. NCBI's taxonomy places the organism in Eukaryota, Metazoa, Chordata, Actinopteri, Scatophagidae. The transcript has 5 exons. Gene Ontology annotation, cellular component: nucleus. Gene Ontology annotation, biological process: regulation of transcription by RNA polymerase II.
UCACCAGCAGGUUCCCAACUCCGCUACCAAAGGAGGAGGAAUUGGCUGAGAAGAUAUAUUCUUUCUAUCUAUAUAUAUAUAUUUUUUAACCUUCUUCCUCCAGAGUUGGCAGCAUCACAUCUCGUAUCAUUUUCAAGGGGUCGACUUUAAAAACGAGCCACACCAUUGAUGUCUUAAGCUGUCGUCGUGGAGCAAAGGGAGAGCGUUUGUGUGUGCGAGUGUGUGAGUGUGUGAGCGAGUGUAUGUGUCGUGUGUGAUUUUUCUUUUUUUUUUUUCUUUUUUUUUUUUUUUACAAAAAAAAAAAAAAGAAGAAGAAGAGGAGAGAAGGCAGGGAUGGAAGAGCUCACCGCUUUCGUGUCUAAGUCUUUCGAUCAGAAAGUGAAGGAGAAGAAGGAAGUGAUAACCUACAGGGAGGUGUUGGAGACCGGGUCGACGCGAGCAGGGAGCAGGGAGUCUUUAUCCGCGGAGCCGGGGAGCCGAGAGGAGGCGGCAGCCGUCACACGGAACGUUGCGCUCUCGCCGGGAAGGGAAACGGACAUGCUCGGGCCGGAAAGAACCAGGGACGCCGGGAGCCCCAAACUCAUAGACGGCAACACGGACGUGAAGGAAAGGAAAGAGGACUCGAAGCCUAUAGAGGACGAAGCACAGACUAAAAUCAAACAGAGGAGAAGUCGGACUAACUUCACAUUAGAGCAACUCAACGAGCUGGAGCGGCUCUUCGACGAGACCCACUACCCGGACGCCUUCAUGCGGGAGGAGCUUAGCCAGCGGCUGGGACUGUCGGAGGCCCGAGUGCAGGUUUGGUUCCAGAAUAGAAGAGCCAAAUGCAGAAAGCAGGAGAACCAGUUACAUAAAGGAGUCCUGAUUGGAGCAGCGAAUCAGUUUGAAGCUUGUCGUGUAGCGCCAUAUGUCAACGUGGGGGCUUUACGGAUGCCAUUCCAACAGGAUAGUCAUUGCAACGUGCCGCCCUUCUCCUUUCAGGUGCAGGCGCAACUGCAGCUGGACAGCGCCGUGGCCCACGCGCAGCACCACCUGCACUCUCACCUGGCAGCGCACGCGCCCUACAUGAUGUUCCCCGCGCCGCCGUUCGGGUUGCCGCUGGCGACGCUCGCGGCUGAGUCCGCUUCUGCCGCGUCCGUCGUGGCCGCCGCCGCUGCAGCCAAGAACACUAGCAAGAACUCCAGCAUCGCCGACCUGAGACUGAAGGCCAAAAAGCACGCGGCCGCGCUGGGACUGUGACGCCAGGUAGUCGGGAGGACACGAGGCGUGCACGCACUAUAUACCACGUCCUAGUGACUGACAGACACUGAACAUAAACGCUUAGGCUGCAAGGUGAAAAAAAAAAAAAUAUCCAAGGACAAAGUGAGAAAAAAUUAUCCAAGGACGAUAUUUAUGUUUUUCUAAAUGAAGGACGACGAGUAUAACUAUAAAAAAAUAUAGGCUAUUUAUGAGAUAAAGAACAGACAAUGAAAAAAACUGUGACUUGAUAGCCUACACAGAUGUGAUUUCUUUUUUUUUUUUGACGUCAAAAAAAGUGGCGGAUGGGAUGGAUGAUAGCGAGGCUACGCAGGGUCCUUCUCUGCAGCCACCGGGCUGGAGAGGGCGGCUGGACACCCUGAGGAGGAGGAGGAGGAGGAGGAAGAUGCAGCUGGGACGGUCGAUACUUUGUCAAACAAGGCGAACCAUUCUGCAGUUGUUUCGUUCCGUUUUAAUAUUAUAUUAUUAUUGUUCUGUUUUCAUUUUGAACCUAUAUUAGAGGCUGGCCUCGUUUUGAAACACUCAAUCUCUGUGAAAGGACAGAGCGGGAAUUAUUUGCCAAAAAAAAAACAAAAACAAAAACAGAUACAAAAAAAAGAAAAAAGGACAGUAUUCGAAGUGUUUGUC